AUGAUCCAAGACCCCUGGUGGGGAAGGAUAGGUUACGACAAGACCAUCGACCCUAAAACUAUCAAUAUUUAUGGCACAACUAACUCACCCUUCUGGAUGUGCUUCUCGCCGCCAGGCAUCAGCGGCCCUAAAGGCCCCGGCGUGUCUAUUUAUGUCCGGAGAGACAUUCCUGGUCUCCUCGCACAAUAUUCUGACUCUCUCCCUCCCCACCCCGACGUUCUUGCUGUCGACGUAAUUUAUAAUGGCUCUCUCACCACUCUCGUCAACGUCUACAUUCACGGUGACAACAAAAGAUAUGAGGAAGCCCUAAACCAUUUAAUAUGCCAUCCCUACCCCAGCUCACACCCCAUAGUCAUUGCAGGUGACUUCAACGCCCAUCACCCUAACUGGGCCCUUGAGGGGUCCAAAUGGGUUGAUAACCACCCCAACCCCAACGCACGCUUAUUAGACAACUGGAUUUCCGAGAAUGACUUCCAUAUUUUCAAUGACCUCACAAUGCCCACCUGUAUUGGGAGGAGAGGGCAAUCUGACUCAAUUAUUGAUCUCACCCUCCUCAACAGCGCCACUGUUGAUGCCUUUGAAGAUUUUGAAUGGACUUGCAAAGCGGAGGGAGCUAUGGGUUUGGAUCACAACAUCAUUUUGUGGACAAUCAGCUUGCACAUACAUGCAGACGGCACAACAGAUACCAAACCCCCUCCUAACUUUGUAAUAGACCUUGAAAUAGAAGAUGAUUGGACAAGUUGUUUUGAUUUUCUGCUGUCUCUAGCCCACCUCCCACUUGACCCAAAAACACCAGCGGACCUGGAGUCAAUGGCAAACGGCAUCCUCCAGGCCAUGACGCAAGCCACCCAGGACACCAUGCCGCAGAAGAAACAGGGCAAGAGAGGCAGCCAAUUGCCGUGGUGGAGUAGCAAAUGCUCCAAAGCCCUCCGUGAGUUAAAACACCCGUCCGACUCCCGUUCCCGCGACGUGCGCAGAGCCGCUCUCCGUGGAGCUAUCAGACGCGCCUGCAAGUCUCACGCCAACAAAGUGUGCAAAGCUGCCACCGUCGGGAACAUUUUCAGGUACACCAACUGGUACAAGGGCAAACGUUGGGCCCCCCUGCCACCAAUAUGUUUUGGCGGCGGCCUUGUCACCCAACCUCAGCAAAAAGCCAUCGCCCUGACUGACAAAUUCUUCCCCAAAGCAACCUUGGCAAAAGUAUUGCUUGAGCCCAUCGGAAUUCCCCUCUCCCCCCAGAGACCAUGGCACUCAAUCACAAAAGAGGAAGUUGAGGCGGCCCUUGCAGACUUGUCAAACACGUCCGCACCGGGCGCAUUUGGAACGAAUUACCAACUGUUGAAAUGGGCCUUCUCCUUGAAUCCAGUCCCCAUUCUGGCACUUUACAAUGGAUGCCUCACGUUGGGAUACCACCCCACAUGCCUUUGUAACGCAGUCAUUGCUGUCAUCCCCAAACCAAACUGUAACAACAUGUCCAAUCCCAAGUCCUACCGCCCCAUAUCCCUCCUAGAGACUCUGUCAAAAUGCCUGGAGAAAGUCAUCACGCAGAGACUCAUUUAUGAAUCUGGCAAGUUCAACCUUAUCCCACACUUGCAAUUUGGAGGGCGCGACAUGACCUCAUGCAUCAACGCCGGACUCUGUCUCACUCACAACGUCAAAGCCCAAUGGGCUCUAGGAAAACACGUCUCCCUGCUUACCAUGGACGUAUCUGGAUACUUCAACAACAUAGAUCAUGCCAGAUUAGUCUACACACUGAGACGCUUGGGCUUUGCGCACAAAAUUUGCCAGUGGCUUAUCUCAUACCUCCACGAGAGAACGGCACAACCAAAAAUUGACAACACCUUGUGCAACCUGAUUAAUCUUCUGGCAGUUGGCAUCCCACAAGGCUCUCCCUUAUCACCAAUCCUGUCAUCUAUAUACUCAAUCCCCCUCCUCCGUGCAAUUCAAGACCCACAGGUUCACACCUACGCUUACGUUGACAACUUCUCCAUACUUGCCUUCUCUCACUCCCACUCUGCCAAUGCUCAGAUCCUCAAAGAAAUUGCACUCUUGGCUAAUGAAACGCUACAAUUGCUUGGACUUGAGUUUGAACUCCCAAAAUCCAAUCUCAUUCACUUCAUUUCACAAAAGCAACAACCAUCCAACGCUAAAGUCAAGAUCCCGCUUGAGCACGGAGCGCUGAAUAUCACACCAAAAGUUGUAGUCCAGUGGUUGGGCUUUUACCUUGACCAGAAACUGAACUUCCAAGAACACAUCCGGUACAUGGCCAACAAAGCCAACGCAGUCCUGGCCGGCCUCCAAAUGCUUGCCAACACCGUUAGGGGCAUGACAAUGCGGCAUGCGCGCAUCCUCUUCAUCUCAUGUGUUCAACCCAUCCUCACAUUUGGUUUGCUUUUGUGGUUCCACGGCAAACUACAAAAGUCCCUGUCCAACCCAAUCCAGAAGGCGCAAAACGCGGGAAUUCAAUGGUUAACUGGCGCGUUCAAAACAACACCCACCACCGCUCUUCACCACCUUGCUUCCAUCCCACCCAUCCACAUAUACCUUCACAGGCUCAACACCAACGCCGCCACCAAAUUCAGAGCACUCCCAAAACUUGCCAAAGUCAGCCGGCGCCUCCCCCCGUCUUGGGAUACUCACAACCCAUCCCUACCAUAUCCCCCCAAACCCAAGAGCAAUACAACAAUAACCCCCUCCCCCAUUACCCGCCUUGCAGCCCUCUCCCAUCCUGACGCCAAAUUUCAAACCCCCUAUCUCAACCCCCCCUGGCGCCCGGAUAACCCCUUCCCCGGCAGAUUAGUAUGCGCAUUCCCCCCUGGUGGCUCCUUGAAGAAUUGCCAAGAAAAGAUUGCUGAGAAUGCCAACCGCUUGAUCAACGCACUUGCGCACAAAGGCACUCUAGUUGGCUUCUCAGACAGCUUGAAAGAGUCUGAAGUGGCCAAGUUCAGCGGUGGUAUCGGCCCUUGCGCCAACAUCUUUGACGCCAAGAUGCUUGCCCUUGCCCUUAUAGCCCAAAGAUGUGUUAGGUUUGCCAGGUCUCACAACAUCCAAAAAAUACACGUCUUUUUGGACAACCUAGCAGCCGUACGCAUCAUCAACAGAACCAAACCACACCCUGCUCAAUACGCGUCAAUCCUCUUCCGGAAGGAAGUCCAUGCUUUUCUUAGAGACAACCCAAGGCGCACGUUUGUGGUCCAAUGGAUCCCUGGACACUCAAAGAUUGAUGGGAACAAACGCGCCAAUAGGUUAGCUAAUGAAGGACUCAACCUCCGUCCCACCGCAUUCUUCAACCCAACUUCAACCCCUCACUCCAAAACUGUGCGGAAACACAUCCCCCGGCCCCUGUCUCUCAAACUCCACCCCAUCUUCAACAACCCCAGCCUACCUUGCUCUGUUUCCUCUUGCCUGGUCCAUGUGAUGACAGGCCAUGGGUGGUUUGGUGAAUACAAGGACAGAAUGCCGUUCAUUGAGGGUUCCCACAAAUGCCCAUGCGGCAAGCAGGUCCAAAGCGUCCCGCACCUCCUUUUCCUGUGCCCUCUCUCUGAAGAUAGCCGCAAGAACCUUACCAAUGUUGCACCUGAUCUCAACCCCCUCACCCUCUUUGGGUCUACCAAAGGCCUUGAAGCGGAUACUGCCCCACCUUCCCCUGUCUAA
Molecule: messenger RNA, 3654 nt
Organism: Rhizoctonia solani
Lineage: Eukaryota; Fungi; Basidiomycota; Agaricomycetes; Cantharellales; Ceratobasidiaceae
Product: Reverse transcriptase from mobile element jockey protein
Exons: 4
Coding region: 1-3654 (1217 amino acids)
Molecular function (GO): nucleic acid binding; catalytic activity
Source: RefSeq, a predicted model, not a curated record